This is a messenger RNA of Paramecium pentaurelia, 1977 nucleotides long. Lineage: Eukaryota; Ciliophora; Oligohymenophorea; Peniculida; Parameciidae. The record is from the annotation of a GenBank genome assembly.
AUGGCAGAAGAAAAUUAAAAGCUAAUCUCAUCCUUAGAAUAAGAAAGUAAUUAAAUUAAGUAAUCACAAUAAGUUAUCUAGACUUAAUUGGAUGAAUCUAAUCAACAGAUUGAAACUCUUAACUCUAAAAUAGAAUAAUUAGAUUUAUAAAUUACACAAUAUCAACAAGAUAAAUCUCAAUUAAAUGAAUCUAAUUAAUCUUUAAAUAAUCAAAUUGAAUAAUUAAAAUCAUAAAUAACUAAAGUUCAAUAAGAAUCUACUAAAUAAUUAAAUUAAAAGAAUCAAGAAAUUAAUCAGUUAUCAUCAGAGCAUAAAUCUUUAUAAUCACUAUUAAGGGAUUAACCUAAACUAAUAAANUUAGCUUGUGAGAAGUGUAUUUAAUAAUUUCCAAAAAGAGAAUAUAUCACAGUAGAAGAUGCAAAUACAAAAUGGAAAGAAUUAUAAGGAUAAUAAAAAUUAAUGAUUUCUAAAUACAAUAAUAGUAGAUAUUCUAAAUUUAAUUCUUCUAUCAAAUCUAUUCAACAAUUAAAAGAAAUCUAUAAUUAAACAUUAACAGAUAUCAUCUAAUAAUUAGAACGUUAAAGAAAUAUGAAUUAAAAUACAUAAAAUAAUAAUUCAAAUGUUGUUGAAGAUAUAUAUGAAUUAGAUGAAUAAGAAAUACUAAAAAUUGUAGAUUUCUUGAGUUAAAAAGAUAAGAAUUAUAAAUUAAAAUUAGAACAAUAAGAAUAAGAUUAAGUUGAUUUAAUAUUUUAUUAAAAUUAAAAAAAUCAUUUGGAAAAUCUUAUGAAAUAUAAUUUAUUGACUAAAAAUAAUUUAAUGAGAAUACAAAAUUAAGAUUAAUAUGAAUAAUACAGUAUUACUGAUAUAAUUUAAGAAAAUUAAUAUGAUAGUAAUUCAGAUGUGUAAUCUUUUUUUAAGAAAUUUUUAUUAUUAGAAUAAUAUUGUUCAAUCUUUGAUGAUUCUUGUAAUUUUUAUAAGAAUUUAUAAUAAGAAAUUGAUGAUUUACAAGAAAAAGGUUAAUUAUCCUAAUUAUUUAAUGCUGAAUAAUAAUAAAAAUAAUAUCAUUCUUUUUUGUAAUAUUCAAAAAAAAUGAAGUUAUUAAUUAUGGCAGAAGAAAAUUAAAAGCUAGUCUCAUCCUUAGAGUAAGAAAGUAAUUAAAUUAAGUAAUCACAAUAAGUUAUCUAGACUUAAUUGGAUGAAUCUAAUCAAAAGAUUGAAACUCUUAACUCUAAAAUAGAAUAAUUAGAUUUAUAAAUUACACAAUAUCAACAAGAUAAAUCUCAAUUAAAUGAAUCUAAUUAAUCUUUAAAUAAUCAAAUUGAAUAAUUAAAAUCAUAAAUAACUAAAGUUCAAUAAGAAUCUACUAAAUAAUUAAAUUAAAAGAAUCAAGAAAUUAAUCAGUUAUCAUCAGAGCAUAAAUCUUUAUAAUAACUAUUAAGGGAUUAACCUAAACUAAUAACUCCAUAAUUUUAUUUGGAAGUUUGUAAAUUGAUAGAAGAAAAAUCUAAAAUGAAAAUAUUAUGUUCUUUUCUUAUUUACUUGGGAACAAGAGAUGGCAUGAAUCAUACUAAAUGUUGGAGUAAAAUUAAUGGAAAGUAUAAUUUACUCAUUAUUUAUAAAUCCAAAAGUGGAAAUAUUUUUGGUGCUUACACUCCCUGUUAAUGGUUAGAGAAAUAAAAUGGUUAUGUAUCAGAUGACACAUUAUCAUCUUUCCUAUUUUCAUAGACUCAUAAUCAGUUUUUCCCUUUAAAAGAAGCCAAUAAAGCAAAUGCAAUAUAUAGACACUAAUCUUAUGGGCCAUCAUUUGGUAAUGGAUAUGAUAUCCACAUUGGAUCCGAUUUUACAAGUGGCUCCUCUGCUUUAGGAACUGCUUAUUAAAUUGAUUAAUACUAAAUAUAAAAUACAAGCACUCAUUUAUUUGGGUAGGCAACACCUGACUUAGAAGAAUGUGAAAUAUUAGAGCUUAUAUUAAAAUGA